CCCGAGCUGCCCGGGCACUCUUUGUGUGUCCUCGUGGUGAGGAGGCUUCUCCUGUUGCUCUGUACAAACCUUCCUUGGUUUAGCUUGGGCUUGUUACGUGCCGUCCUCUCGCCGUGCAUCGCUGCUGAAAGCUUGUAAAAACCCAUCGUCAGAACGCCUGUCUUAGAUAUGUUCCCUGAAACUGAAGGAAAAGAAAAAAGAUAGGCCCUUUUAGCUGUACCCUACCACAUCGCCAGCUCUGUUGCAAGCACUCGCUUCUUUCCACACUUCAGAUUUGACGUAAACAACACUACAGAAAGAAAAUGACUCACUGGUUUCAUCGCAACCCUUUGAAGGCUACAGCUCCUGUCCCGUUCAAUUUUUACGGGGUAGCCACCACUCCAGCCGCAGCAAAGAUUUGCAAUGAUUUGAGACUAUCUCGAACACGGCUAUUGGAGCUAUUUACAGACUCGAGUUGCAAUCCAGAAAUGAUGAAGAAUGCAACUGACUUGUACUUCUCACUCUUACAAGGUUUUAUCCUUUCACUGGAUGGCUCUUCCCAAGAAUGCAAGUUGCGAUAUAUUCAGAACUUUAAGUGGACAGACACAUUACAAGGGCAUGUUCCCAGUGCCCAGCAGGAUGCAGUAUUUGAACUGGUUUCCAUGGGUUUUAAUGUAGCUCUGUGGUACACAAAAUAUGCAUCAAGACUUGCUGGAAAAGAAGAUAUAACAGAAGAUGAAGCAAAAGAUGUCCACAGAAGCCUGAAGAUAGCAGCUGGGAUCUUUAAGCAUUUGAAGGAAAGUCAUAUUCCAAAAUUGAUUACACCUGUAGAAAAAGGAAGAGAUUUGGAAGCUCGACUUAUAGACUCUUACAUCAUACAGUGCCAAGCAGAAGCUCAAGAAGUGACAAUUGCUCGGGCUAUUGAACUGAAACACAAUCCAGGUCUAAUAGCUGCUCUUGCUUAUGAAACAGCUAACUUUUACCAAAAAGCUGAUCAAACAUUGUCCAGUUUGGAUCCAGCCUAUGCAGGUAAAUGGAGGAAGUACUUAAACUUGAAGACCUGUUUCUAUAUGGCCUACGCGUACUGUUACCAUGGUCAAACUUUACUGGCCAGUGAUAAAUGUGGGGAAGCAAUUAGAUCUCUCCAAGAAUCAGAGAAAUUUUUUGCCAAGGCUGAAGCAUUGUGCAAAGAAUAUGGAGAAACCAAAGGGCCUGGGACUACUGCCAAACCUUCUGGACAUCUCUUCUUUAGGAAACUAGGAACUUUGAUCAAGAACACACUAGAAAAAUGCCAGAGAGAGAAUGGUUUCAUCUAUUUUCAGAAGGUGCCAGCAGAGGCUCCCCAGCUGGAACUAAAAGCAAACUAUGGCCUAGUAGAGCCUGUUCCUUUUGAAUUUCCUGCACUGAAUGCACACUGGACUCCUGAAACACUUAAUGCAUUUGAUCUCACCAAGAGGCCAAAGGAUGACACUGCUAAACCAAAACCAGAUGAAGAAGUAAAGCCUCUGAAGGAACCAGAUAUAAAGCCUCAAAAAGACAGUGGAUGCCAGAUUUCUUAAGUGUCAUAAGUGCUUUGAAUUCGCUUUAAAACUGUAUUAAUUGGACUCUGGGGCUUUUAGUUCCAAUCUCCCUUUUUCUGGUUCUUCUUUGUUAAUUUAGAAGACUAAUUUAGUUUACUUUUGUUAGUAUACAUCUAUCUUGCUUGAGCAUGUGAUGGAUUUCUAGGAGUUUAUAUCUGACUUAUUUUGGGGUUUAGCGGGAUAUCAUAGAAUGAAUGGGCUUAAAUGUUCAUAUUGUGCCUCUAGAGAGUUUCUUUUUGUGGGUUUAGUUUCUGCCCACAAAUAGCAACGGAAGUAUCAUGAUUGUAAUUUUUAAAGAUUUCCCAUUAAAAUAUAUGCUUAUGAUGUCACAUUCUGCAAACCAAAGUUUGCAGGAACAGUUAUAUUUAUUCACAUUUGUCAUACAGGCUUAGCAUCCAGUUGUGUUCUGGUUCACUUAAAUGUAGUAAGUGAAGAAAAUCUGGGUUUGGUAUUUAACGAUUCUAUGGUAUUUAACAGCACUUUCACAGAACUUGGAAAAUCUUAAGUUCUGCAUAAAUGGAACACAAUUUAUAUUCUCCUGAAACUCUUAGCCUCCAUUCUUUCCUUUCUAGAUUAAGGUUCCUGUAUAAGCAUUUGUAUUGAGUGAAGUACUUUAUCUUGUAUGUCGUUAAGUUAAAAUCCCUUAGUAUUAAAUUGUAUAUGAAAGUGAUGCAGCAGGUAAUAUGGAAGUGCUUGAAAGUUUGAGUUUUAGCAUAGUUUUUGCCAAAAUGGAAUGUGGAGCUAUUUUGCCAAUACAGAUUUUUAAUUCUCUUAAAAAACGUAUUGCAGCUGUAGUCAUCUGCAUUUGCUUAGCCUGCCCCCUUUAAGGAUCAAGCUAAAGUUAACUCAUUUCAUAAUCACGAUUUUUUAGUUGCUCAUUGUUCUUCAGAAUUGUGUAUUUAUGUCAAUACUUACAUCUCAACUUAAUUGAUUUUCUUUCUACACAACUAGAUUCCAUCUUUCCUUCUCCCCUCACUUUCCCUUCCAUCUGCUACGUCCAAGGGCACAGACUUACCUUUGUUUGCUAGUGCACAUGUAGAUGCUGGGACUUGUUUCCAGUGAGGCUUUUGGCUGUGGGUGUAUUUCAGUAUAUAAAUAUCUUAAAUUAAGCAGAUCAUGACUAAAUCAUUCCCAAAAAAUCUUCUUAGGAAAGGUUCUUAUAUGGACUUGUAAUUCUUGAUUCUUUGGACGUUUUCGUGAACCAAGCGGUUUGGUUGAAUCAAGUUCACUGUAAAUAGUUCAGGGCAUAACCAAGUGGAUUGUGUCAGAUUGCGGUAUUACUUAAGCCUAGCUGUGUAACCUCUUAUGCCAUAGCUGUUUCGGUAAAUAUGAUGUAGUAGUUUAAAAAUAGACUAAUGGAACAAACUAAUUCACUUAACAUGUGUUGCUUUUCAAGACAAACUUUGUUUAUUCGUAGUUAAAAUCCUGUGGCAAACACUGGAUUGUUUUGCCCAAGAAACUGGAGACUGUUUUGUGUGCAAAGCAUAGAGUGCCGUCAGUCAACGAACAGUUCUCUCUUUGGUUUUGUUGGGUAGCGGCAAGAAUUACUGUAAAUAUUAUUUAGAUUGCCUUUGCAAUAUGCUCAAGAAUAUAGAUGAAUUGACUGGAAGUUUCGGUUAAUCUGGAAGCCUAACAACCAUGUUCCUUCCAUUAUGAUUUCUUUUUGUAAUUCUUAAGAAUGACGUAUUUUGAAUGGUGACUUUUUAAUAUUCUUUUGCUGCAAGAGCCUGUUUUUUCUGGCACUGGUUUUAGAGGCUCUCAAGGCUGAAUCUGCAAAUGUUGUUGGUGUAAAUAGUCUUUAAAAACUUGUGCUCAGUCUGAAUACUGAGCACUAGGCCCUCUAUUUUGUGCUUUUAAAAUGUACUGAUAGUCUUUAAUCUUCCAUAAAGUAAACUAUUAAGUUCUUUGUAAGAUUUGUAUUUAAAUACUUUUAAUACGCUUCUUCCAUGUUUCAUGUUUCUGGGUUUACAGUAGUUAAUCUCCACCCACCACGUGACACUCCUGGAACUGAAGGACUAAAUUUGGCCCUAGGAUGCUGAUGCCUGCCUCCCACUGGCUUUGGUAGAGGAGUUUUGCCUGUCAGCCUAAGGAUAAUAUUUGGUCACCUGACUAUUUAGCAUGAAUAUGUGGCGUGCCUGUAAUGAUGGUACUGGUUCAUAGUGUAAGCAAGAAAACAUACCCGUAUCCGUGUAGAAUGCAGCCACCUUAGCACUUGAGAAUUUCCAGUCUUGCAAUUUUCAUACGAUAUGAUUGUAAAUAUUUCUUUCUGUCCUUUUAAUUUGGUUGCACUGAUUUCAUUAUUGUGCUAUUGGUAAGAUUUUUAUGGGAAACAUUACUAAAAUGUAUUUUUAAUUGUCUAUGAAUAAAAUAAACUCAUGAAGCAUUUCUCUUCAGGAAAUGUGAGAAGAGCCAGUAAUUUGUCUGUUUUCCAUGUGAGUUCAGAGAAGUUAAAUUUCUCAGUAUUGGCUGAGGGAUGAUGUGUUACUCUGUACCUGCACCUAGUAUCUAACUAGUAUCUAAAUUGAAGUUUCAGCAUUAACGUAAAUCCUGUUCAUGCCUAUUAUUUAUUCCUGAAACACACAAACAGAAGAAAUUGUCUUUUAAAGGUCAUUGCCAAAUUAUUACUGCAAUAGGAUCUGGUGGGUGUUAUUGUUUUUAAGUAUAGCCCAGUUGAGUGAGGAAUAAAAUGCAGUAUCAAUUGUCUGGCACAGAAAAGGCCCUGUAGUGGGUAUCUGUCUCCAGAUUUUGAGUGUGCAGCACGUUGGCCUUUCCACAUUGACGUUUGGAUUUGUUCAGAUCGUUUUCUGCUGGCGAUGCUCUCAAAUCGAACAAGUGUCACAUGGCAGCUGAGGGCCCCUUGAUCAGCUUUUCAUGUAUCAAGUCCUAACUUCGUUGGUGUUGGUGUCUUUGUGGAUUGCAGCCUAUCUGAAGCAAGCCUGUACUCUGAUUAAUUAAACUUCAAUGGAAUCAGAUACAAUGAGGUUGACCAAGCAGCUCUGUUUUAUGAAGACAGUCACCAUGCGAUCUUAACGUUCAUAGUUUGAGAAUUUGUAUAUAACCACAAGUUUCAGAAUAUCAUUUAAGAUAAACAAUCUGAAUGUGUCAGUUGUUGCUUCAUCAUUUAAAAUAUUAAGUAUAAUAGCAAGAAACCGAAUCUAUCAUGAAUGUUACUUUUUCUGGUUUAAUACAAAUGUAAUAAUUACAGAGAAUGUUUUAUCCCUGUUGUAUAGCCACAGGAAGACUUAAGUAAGCAAGGUACUUUUGUGAAUUGGGUGCGUGUAGAAGUAGUAGCUACAAUGAAACACUACAAGACAGGUGGUAGGAAGAGGGGCAGAGGUUCUCUUUAUCUAAAAAAGAGAAGUCAUUAAGCAUGAUUUGGUAUGCCUAUACAAAGUUCCAGCGCUCGCAAAGGUAUGUGAUGUUGUAGGAUAUUCUAUAUGCUACGUGAAGGAACUUUCAUAUGUGCAGAUUGCUGCACAAUUCUUUACAUUGCCAGCAGGUGGCAAAUAAAUUUAUAAGGAACACAUUUUUUCAUUCUCAGAGGCAUGGCUGGCUCUUUCAUUUCCUAGUGUAAAUUCAUGCUAAUGCCCUUUAGCCACUGAGGAUCUAGCUCAGCUUCUAGAAGAAAAACAUAGCCUAAGGAGGUAAAAUGCUAACUAUUUCUUCCACGUGUGGUGUACUUGACAACCUGCAAGUACAACUCUUACCACGUUUUUUCAAGAGUAGCAAUUUAUGUAUGCCUUUGUGCUGUUUUUUUUUUUUAUUUAUUUCUAUUCCUACCCACCCCCUUGGUCUGCUCUCCCUUUUACCUGUUCUUAACCUCAUGCAAAGUUUGCAAAUAGUCAGGACCUGCCCACAGUUCAAAUACAAGCAGUUCUUGCAUCCUGUAGCUUUAGGGUUGGGUUUCCUGAUUUCCCGCUGGCUCUGCACUGCUGCUAAUGCUACAAGGCAGGUUUUUAAGUGAGCAGAUUCUGUGUGAAAACACUAAACAUACUGAGUCUAGUGUCUCUUAUUUAUUUGUCCUGGGAAAUACUACUCUCCUGCAUCUAUUUUUAUGUCAUGGGGUGUCCCCAGAAAUUUUUACAGGUGGGUUUCCUUUUUAAUUUGUUGAUGCUAAGUAUUUUUCAAAAACGCAUGUUUGACCUUUUGUAGCUUUUGAAGCUUUGUAAAGUGACUCAACACUGAAUUUUUAGUGUAAAGAGAUCUGGGACAUAACUCUUGUAAAAAGCACAGCAGUACCAACCUCAUUGCCUAAUUUGUUUAUUGUUGUAAAUUUUGUACUUUUUCUUCUUCACCUUCCCUCCAGUAAACAAGUUGCAUGUAUAAACAGUGAAAAAUAAUUUUUUUUCCCUAGCUGGCUUACAGACAGAGAAAUGUAAAUAAAUAAUAACUGCACAAAAA
Molecule: messenger RNA, 5960 nt
Organism: Cygnus olor (mute swan)
Lineage: Eukaryota; Metazoa; Chordata; Aves; Anseriformes; Anatidae
Gene: BROX
Product: BRO1 domain and CAAX motif containing
Exons: 13
Coding region: 303-1538 (411 amino acids)
Source: RefSeq, a predicted model, not a curated record